UAAUCUCAUAUCAUAACAUCAAGUGUUAUUGUUACAUAGAAUUACAAUAUCAAAAACACUUGUAGUUUUUCACAACAUACCAAGUUAAAAAAAAAAAAAAAAAUAUAUAUAUAUACAUAUAUAAUCAUGUCGGAAGAGAAACACCACCACAGCCUCUUUAACCACCACAAGAGUGGUGAAGAUGACAACAAGCCCAUAGACUAUGAGAAAGAAGAAAAGUCACACAAGCACAAAGAACACUUGGGUGAGCUUGGUACCGUGGCAGCCGGUGCUUUUGCUCUUCAUGAGAAGCACAAGGCAAAGAAAGAUCCAGAGCAUGCACACAAGCACAAACUAGAGGAAGAAAUCGCAGCUGCCGCGGCUGUAGGGGCCGGUGGCUAUGCCUUCCAUGAGCAUCAUGAGAAGAAGGAAGCCAAGGAAGAGAGGAAAGAACAUGAUGGAAAGCACCACCUCUUCUAAGGCCGUUACUAUACCGUAUUUCUAUACGAUGCUUUGCUUGCUUUUCCUACGGCUUGAGAGUUCAUGUGUACGUACUUGAUUGUAUAAUUAAUAUGUAUGGAAAAUAAGUGAUCAUCUACUGAGUGUGUGUUUUUGUAUGUGUAUAUAUAUGUAAUUAGUUUUAUUUGGGACGAUUGCAUCAUAUUGUGACUACUUUUAUCAAAAAUAAUUAUAUUGUGACUACUUUUAUCAAAAAUAAUUAUUUAUAUGGUGUUGUUUGCUUAAGGAUUGAUGUUUCUUAAUACAAAAAUACAUCAUAUGUAUUGGCUACU
This is a messenger RNA of Chenopodium quinoa (quinoa), 770 nucleotides long. RefSeq names its product abscisic stress-ripening protein 2-like. The record is from RefSeq and is a predicted model, not a curated record. Bases 127 to 459 code for a protein of 110 amino acids. The transcript has 2 exons. NCBI's taxonomy places the organism in Eukaryota, Viridiplantae, Streptophyta, Magnoliopsida, Caryophyllales, Amaranthaceae.